Messenger RNA from Bipolaris oryzae ATCC 44560, 1905 nucleotides. RefSeq lists its product as uncharacterized. The record is from RefSeq and is a predicted model, not a curated record. Bases 1 to 1905 code for a protein of 634 amino acids. Gene Ontology annotation, biological process: regulation of transcription by RNA polymerase II. Gene Ontology annotation, cellular component: nucleus. The transcript has 3 exons. NCBI's taxonomy places the organism in Eukaryota, Fungi, Ascomycota, Dothideomycetes, Pleosporales, Pleosporaceae.
AUGGUUGACUUUGCCCCAUACACGCCUGGCAUGGCCCACGACUUUGAGCUCUACUCUCACCCUCACCCUCACUCUCAGGAACAGCACAUUGACUACCAACAAAGUCAACCCUUCAUGCCUGUCUCAACAUUUGGUAUGGAUCACACCUACACCGCACCACCCUUUGACCAGAUGGCUCCACUUGCAGACGCUUCAAGGCUGCAAGACCUCCAGUUCCACUACGACGCCAUCGCACAAGGUGUCAAGCCAUCAUAUCAGUACCAGACACCGGCAGGAUCCCCCCACUCAAUAUCAAACUCUUUUCACGAGAUGCCCCCUGUCUUGUCAGCCUCAUCAGAGUCUGGCGCUUCAGUAUCUUCAUCUGCCGUGGGCUCCCCAUCACUUGUACCCCAAUUCACCGAGCCAUGGAACCCAAUGCCCAUGGGCGGACUCACAUCUGGUUUUGACUACUCAGGCAUGGUAGCAAACGACAAGUCGUAUGUGGCAGAUCCUAAUCUCAUUCAGCCUUUUGCAUUCGCUCCUCAGAGCCCUUAUCCUGAGAUCAGGACCACACCCUCUCCUUACUUCCCAGUCAUUGAGCAACCACCAUCCCCAGCCCUGUCGCAGUUCUCUUCAUAUAGUCAGCGACCAGGCUCCGCACGGAUCAAGAAGUCCAGCGCUAGCCCAUACCUCCACACUCAACAAUACCAGCCUUACCCCAAGUACAAUGGCCAACGGCGAAGCUCAGUCAAUUCUCUCCACUCACAAAACUCUGGCACAAGCCGCAAGAGCUCUAGCAGCUACGAUGUAGAUGACGAGACACGGGAGAAGGGCAUGUGCCCUCUUCCAGAGUGCGGACGCGUUUUCAAAGAUCUCAAGGCACACAUGCUCACCCACCAAAACGAGAGGCCCGAAAAGUGCCCAAUUACCACUUGCGAGUACCAUGUCAAGGGCUUCGCAAGGAAGUAUGACAAGAACCGACACACUCUCACCCACUACAAGGGCACCAUGGUCUGUGGUUUCUGUCCUGGCAGUGGUUCAGCGGCUGAGAAGUCGUUCAACCGCGCCGAUGUCUUCAAGAGGCAUCUCACAUCAGUUCAUGGUGUUGAGCAAAACCCUCCCAACAGCCGCAAGAAGAGCUCCGCGAGCCGCAAGUCAUUUGGCAGUUCGCAGCCCAGUGUUGCCGGCACAUGCUCCACCUGCUCAGUAACAUUUGCCAACGCGCAAGAGUUCUACGAGCACUUGGAUGACUGCGUGCUACGCGUUGUGCAGCAAACUGAUCCCACAGAGGCCAUCAACCAGCGUCUCCUCACCUCUGUUGCAGAGGACAAGAACGUCACCGAGACGUUGGACCGAAAUGGCCUGUCCAAGAGCAUCGAGUACACGAUCCCCAAGUAUGAGGACGAUGAUGAGGACGACUUUGAGGAGGAGGAGAUCGACAACGACGAUCAAGAUGAUGCUACUUGGGGCAGCCGUGUCGGCGCAACGCAGCACGUCGGGGGUGGCAACCACCCAACCCAACACAUUUCUUCUGGCCGCGUCACCAAGUCUAGUCCGCGCGCUGGCCUCACCUUCUCCAAAGGUGGUGUGGCCAUCACUGGCGCCGGGCGCAAGAAGCGCAAAAACUACCCCGUGUCUUGGGGCUGCGCUACCGACAAGAUGAAGAUGAAGAAGCGCGUCUUGUGCGUGUAUGACGGUCAACGCAGACUGUGGAAAGAUGACAUGAUGCUCGACCAAGAGUUUGAAGUACGCAUGAAGCUGCCCGAUGGCAAGGCGUAUGUCACGGACCUAGAUGUGCAGACCCUCAACCGCGCUGAGGCGGUGCAUGGUGCCACUGCUGAGGAGAGGGGCGUGUGGGUACCUGACAACAUCAUCUCGAGCGGUGCUCCACCCAUGGAGACGAUGCCGCUUGAGUGGACAGUGUAA